CCGGGGCCACGAUGGAGAGGGACGGCUGCGCGGGGGGCGGGAGCCGCGGCGGCGAGGGCGGGCGUGGCCCUCGGGAGGGCCUGGCGGGGAAUGGCCGUGACCUGGGCCGCGGCCAUGCCACCGAGAUUCCCGCGGACCCGCAGGCGGCCGCGUCCCUGCUGGCCCCCAUGGACGUGGGGGAAGAGCCGCUGGAGAAGGCGGCGCGCGCCCGCCCGGCCAAGGACCCUAACACCUAUAAAGUGCUCUCGCUGGUGUUGUCAGUAUGUGUGCUAACAACAAUCCUUGGUUGUAUAUUUGGUUUGAAACCCAGCUGUGCCAAAGAAGUUAAAAGUUGCAAAGGUCGCUGUUUUGAGAGAACAUUUGGGAGCUGUCGCUGUGAUGUUGCUUGUGUUGAGAUGGGAAACUGCUGUCUGGAUUACCAGGAGGCCUGUAUAGAACCAGACCAUAUAUGGACUUGCAACAAAUUUAGGUGUGGUGAGAAACGGUUGCUUACAAGCCACUGUGCCUGUUCCGAUGACUGCAAAGACCAGGGUGACUGCUGCAUUAACUACAGCUCUGUGUGUCAAGGUGAGCAAAGUUGGCUGGAAGAGCCAUGUGGGUACAUUCACGUGCCGCAGUGUCCAGCCGGGUUUGAAGUGCCUCCCACCCUCUUAUUUUCUUUGGAUGGAUUCAGGGCAGAAUAUUUACACACUUGGGGUGGACUUCUUCCUGUUAUUAGCAAGCUAAAAGACUGUGGAACAUACACUAAAAAUAUGAGACCGGUAUAUCCGACAAAAACUUUUCCCAAUCACUACAGCAUUGUCACAGGACUUUAUCCAGAAUCUCAUGGCAUAAUUGACAAUAAAAUGUAUGAUCCCCAAAUGAAUGCUUCUUUUUCACUUAAAAGUAAAGAGAAAUUUAAUUCUGCAUGGUACAAAGGAGAACCAAUUUGGGUCACAGCUAAGUUUCAAGGCCUCAGGUCUGGCACAUUUUUUUGGCCAGGAUCAGAUACACCAAUUCAUGGAGUUUUUCCAGAUAUCUAUCAAGUCUAUAAUGGUUCAGUACCUUUUGAAGAAAGAAUUUUAGCUAUUCUUCAAUGGCUACAACUUCCUGAAGAUCAAAGACCACACUUUUACACUCUGUAUUUAGAAGAACCAGAUUCUUCAGGCCAUUCACAUGGACCAGUCAGCAGUGAAGUCAUCAAAGCCUUGCAGAGAGUCGACAAAAUGGUUGGCAUGCUGAUGGAUGGUCUGAAAGAGCUGAACUUGCACAAGUGCCUGAAUAUCAUCCUUAUUUCAGAUCAUGGCAUGGAACAAGGCAGUUGUAAGAAAUACGUGUAUCUGAAUAAAUAUUUGGGAGAUGUUAAAAAUAUUAAAGUCAUUUAUGGACCUGCUGCUCGAUUGAGACCUGCUGAUGUCCCAGAUAAAUACUAUUCAUUUAAUUAUGAAGGCCUUGCCAAAAAUCUUUCUUGCCGGGAACCAAACCAGCAUUUCAAACCCUACUUGAAACAAUUCUUACCUAAGCGUUUCCACUUUGCCAAAAGUGAAAGAAUUGAGCCCUUGACAUUCUAUCUGGACCCUCAGUGGCAACUCGCAUUGAAUCCCUCAGAAAGGAAGUAUUGUGGAAAUGGAUUUCAUGGCUCUGACAAUGCAUUUGCAAAUAUGCAAGCCCUUUUUAUUGGCUAUGGACCUGGAUUCAAGCAUGGUAUUGAGGUUGACACCUUUGAAAAUAUUGAAGUCUAUAACUUAAUGUGUGAUUUAAUGAAUUUGACACCUUCUCCUAAUAAUGGAACCCAUGGAAGUCUUAACCACCUUCUAAAGAAUCCUGUUUAUACCCCAAGACAUCCCAAAGAAUCAUACACCCCACAGUACUGUCCCUUCACAGCAAGCCCCAGAGACAACCUUAGCUGUUCAUGUAACCCCUCGAUUUUGCCGAUCGAGGAUUUUCAGAAACAGUUUCAAGUGACCGCGGAAGUAGAGAAGAUUAUUAAGCAUGAAAUAUUACCCUAUGGAAGACCCAGAAUUCUCCAAAAAGGAGACAACAUCUGUCUCCUUUAUCAACACCGGUUUGUGAGUGGAUACAGCGAGGACUUCCUAAUGCCCCUUUGGACAUCCUACACUGUCAGCAGAAAUGACACCUUCUCUACAGAAGACAUUUCCAAUUGUCUCUACCAGGACUUUCGAGUUUCUCUUAGUCCUGUCCAUAAAUGUUCAUUUUAUAAAAACAACGCCAGAGUGAGUUAUGGAUUCCUUGCCCCACCACGACUAAGUAAAAAUUCAAGUCAAAUAUAUUCUGAAGCUUUGCUUUUUACUAACAUAGUACCAAUGUACCCGAGUUUUCAAGUUAUAUGGCACUAUUUUCAUGACACCUUACUGCGGAGGUACGCAAAGGAAAGAAAUGGUGUCAAUGUUGUCAGCGGUCCUGUAUUUGACUUUGAUUAUGAUGGACUUUAUGAUUCGUCAAAGACUCUGAGGCAAAACAUCAAAAUUAUCCGUAGUCAAGAAAUUAUGAUUCCAACUCACUUCUUCAUCGUGCUAACAAGUUGUAAAAAUAAAUCCCAGGUUCCCUUGCACUGUGAAAACUUAGAUCCCUUAGCUUUCAUCUUGCCUCACAGGGCUGACAACAGGGAGGGCUGUGCGUAUGGGAAGCAUGAUUCCUUAUGGAUUGAAGAGUUACUUAUGUUACACAGAGCACGGAUCAGAGAUGUUGAACUUAUCACUGGACUCAGCUUCUAUCAAGAAAGAAAAGAGCCAGUUACAGACAUUUUAAAGUUGAAAACACAUUUGCCAACAUUUAGCCAAGAAGAGUAAUGUUGUUUAUUCUAAAAAUACCACGAAUCUUUUUGAGAGAACCUUAUAUUUUUUACAGUCCUCUAUCCACGCUAUUGCGUUGUUUGGGAAACGUCAACCAGAGUUAGAAUGGAAUCCUCUGUGAUACGGACAUCUCAGGGAAACUUGUGGAAUCUGCAUGACAGUAGGAGGGUGUCCUAUUGAAUCUUGCACGUAUUUGAAUGUGUAAGAAUUGUAUACAUUGUUCAAGUUUUGAGGAAUAAAGACAGACCAUACGUAAAA
Molecule: messenger RNA, 3050 nt
Organism: Otolemur garnettii (small-eared galago)
Lineage: Eukaryota; Metazoa; Chordata; Mammalia; Primates; Galagidae
Gene: ENPP1
Product: ectonucleotide pyrophosphatase/phosphodiesterase 1
Exons: 25
Coding region: 12-2789 (925 amino acids)
Biological process (GO): ATP metabolic process; negative regulation of fat cell differentiation; nucleoside triphosphate catabolic process
Cellular component (GO): cell surface
Molecular function (GO): dinucleotide phosphatase activity; nucleic acid binding; scavenger receptor activity
Source: RefSeq, a predicted model, not a curated record